UCCAGUCCAAAUGAACAUAAAACCCCAUUCCCUCCUCUCCCUCCCAACUAAACGGCGCACUUCUUUCUCCAGUCUCUCAUCGCUCUCCUCUCAUCUCUCCCUCCUUCACCACCGCGCCGCUCCCCACCACCUCCCCAAAGCCCGCGAGCUCCACGCUCUUCUCCUCACCUCCAGCCUUCUCUCCUCCUCACCCCCUGCCCUCACUUCCCUCAUAUCCCUCUAUUCCAAAUGCUGCUGCCCCGCUUCCGCCCUCUCAGCAUUCUACUCUUCCCCCUCCCCUCCCAACCUCUUCGCAUGGAACGCCGCCAUCUCCGCCCUCUCUUCCAACACCCUCCCCGCCGACGCUCUACUACUUUUCCGCUUCCUCCGCUCCCAUCCCUCCCUCUUCCCCGACCACUUCACCUUCCCCUGCGUCAUCAAAUCGAUCUCCGACCUCGGUGACGCCGGGGAUCUUAAGAAUAUCCACGCCCUGCUCUUCAAGUUCGGUUUAGUUUCAGAUGUCUUCGCCUCAAGCGCGAUGGUAAACGGUUACUUGAAAUUAGGAAUCGUGGACGACGCAGAGGUGGUGUUUGAUGAAAUUCCUGAAAAAGAUGUGGUGCUUUGGAACUCCAUGGUCAAUGGGUUCGCGCAAAUGGGGCGAUUUUCGAACGCGAAAGACUAUUUUCACAGAAUGCUGGAGGAAGGUAUGGUUCCAAGCAGGUUUACAGUGACGGGAAUCCUCUCCGUGUUCACUUCUACGGCUGAUUUGAAUGGUGGGAGAAACAUUCAUGCUUUUGUUGUGAAGAUUGGAUACGGGUUUGAUGUGGCGAUUUCAAAUUCUCUUAUUGACCUCUACGGAAAAUGUCAUGAUGUGGAGGAGGCGGCGGAAGUAUUUGAGUCUAUGUUCGAGAAAGAUAUAUUCUCCUGGAACUCUAUAAUUUCCGCUUCCGAGUACUCCGCCGACCACCCGAAGGCUUUUCAGCUCUUCCGCCAAAUGCUUUGCGUUGGAGUUCAGCCAGAUUCCAUCACAGUGGCUGCCGUCCUCCCCGCCUGUUCCCAACUGGAUGCUCUGGCACAUGGACGGGAGAUCCAUACCUACCUUCUUCGCCACGGGAUCAGAGGCGAUGUCUUCGUGGACAAUGCUCUAAUGGAUAUGUACGCCAAAUGCGGGAUGCUUGAUGACGCGCGCAACGUGUUUGAUGUAAUGCCUAACCGAGAUGUUGCGUCCUGGAACAUCAUAAUUGAUGCAUAUGCGUCUCACGGGCGGGGAGAGGAUGCCCUAAAGCUCUUCAACGCCAUGACCACUGAACCUGAUGAGGUCACUUUUGUUGCAGUGUUGUCAGCAUGCAGCCAUUCUGGAUUGAUGGAAAUCGGGGUGAAAAUUUUUGAGCAAAUGAAAGUAAUGCCGGUGGCUGAGCAUUACUUGUGUAUGGUGGACAUGUUUGGCCGGGCGGGAAUGCUUGAAAAGGCCAAGGAGGUGGCUGCAGCGGCAGAGAAGGCUUGCGGGAUGAAGGGGUGGAGGACGUAUAUUGCGGCGUGCAAGGAAAGGGGGCAGAUGGAGAGGGUGGUGGAGGCGGCAGAGAGGCUAGUGGAGAUGGAGCCAGAGGGGAGUGGUGCUUGGGUGAUGGCUGCGAAUGCAUAUGGGUGGGCGGGGAAGUAUGAGGAGGUGGCAGAAUGGAGGGGCGAGAUGUGGCGGAGGGGGGUGAGGAAGGUGCCUGGGUGCAGCUGGGUUGAGGUAGCUGGCCAUGGUGUGCAUACUUUCAUUGCAGGUGAACGGUGUCAUCCGAGAGCAGAGGCCAUUUAUGCUGUGAUUCAUGAGCUUGCUGGAUGGAUCAGGGAUGGUGGAUACUUGGCUCAGGUUGGAUUGAAUGGACCUGGUGAGUACUGGUGGAAUUAGGAUUUAAGAGGGCAAAAGGGUUAUCUCAAAAUUUAGAAGGACAAAACUUUUAUAAUAUGCAUGAUUGGAAGGGAUGAUUGCAAGGGAGUAUAAGGGUAUAAUUUUUAAAUUAUGCUUAGAUACAAAGAAUUUUCUCAAAUUUAUGGGGCAUUUGGCACGCUUUGGUUUCUUUUGGGACGGAAGCAGCUUUCAAGUAUCAAAAUUUUGCACUAAGAAAGCUGUUUCAAAUGAAGCCUUAAUCCUCCUAAUUCCACUGCUGAGGAGAACUUAUAAAGAAGCUGAAUGCCAGCCGUGCUGGUGUUCUUGUGAGAUUCACUGGCCCAAUAUCAGCCAAUUAAGGCUGAUCUCCCCUACGUAGCCACCUGGAGGGAGGGCUCAAACUUCAGUCCGAGUUGCCGCUAAGGAUGAAGCAGCUAAUAAUUUUCUGUAAAAAGUGUUGCAGUUGAUUGGCGGGAACUGUUUGCAGAUCAAUCAAUUAACAAUUUACAUGGACUUAAAAGAUUUAAUGCCCUUUGGCUUCGCUGAGCUAUUGUGAAGUCUCAUGUCGUUCAUUUGGGUCCGAUUUGGAGGACUCUUUUCUACUGACAGUUGUUUUUUUGUUUAUGAAUAGAGAUAUGGAAUAAAUGUCAGUUGUCAGUGAUAGCUUAUCACAUUAUAUGCAAGCAGUAUUAUGUACCGCUACCUCCAGAUUCUCUGCCGCAGGGACUGUCAUCUUUCCAGUUUAUAAUCCUCACUUUACACUCCAAAGCUCUUUCACAAGCAAAUUCCACAAUGGAGCUUGCUGCCACAGGUAGAACCACGUAUUGCCUAGGGUGGACAAUUGCCCAAUUUUAAUUCUCUUAAUAAUAUGGAUUUUUUGGUAUUUUGAUUUCAA
Messenger RNA from Dendrobium catenatum, 2750 nucleotides. Its product is annotated as pentatricopeptide repeat-containing protein At3g14730. Lineage: Eukaryota; Viridiplantae; Streptophyta; Magnoliopsida; Asparagales; Orchidaceae. Gene Ontology annotation, molecular function: protein binding; RNA binding. The transcript has a single exon. The coding region runs from base 11 to 1876 and encodes 621 amino acids. Gene Ontology annotation, biological process: RNA modification. The record is from RefSeq and is a predicted model, not a curated record.